AUGAUCGAUCAUUUGGAACAAAACAACUUCAAAACAAUCGAUUUGACGUCGAUCCACGUUUCGAAUCCAGGUGUUUACGAUACCAAUCUUGACUCUUUCCUGGAUUACAUUCAUCGAAAAGGAUGGAAUAAUAAUGAGAAACCACAUUUUGUCACUAAUAAAAACCUUUUGAAAAGUGUCGCAGCUUCGAAAACCAAUUUAAUAUAUGCCUGUCGUAUGAAAGGAGUAACCUUCAUGAUAAUUGGUGGAACAAAUACACCCGUCAGUUUAGGUUUGGGACCUGUUUUCGAACAUAUUAUGACCGAAAAAAGUAACGAUGAAAUUGAAAUUAAAGGAGUGUUUGAAGCAACAGUUCCACGUGAAGGAGGUGACUCCUUCAGAAUUUAUUAUUCUGGACAAAUAGAUGCUGUAACUAAAGACGAAGGUGACAAUAUUCGUCACUUCGAACUCAAGCUCUUCGAGAAUACCAAAAGCGGAGAUGAAGUCUUUUGGGAUAAAGUCUUUUGGAAAAAUAGCGGUUGCAUUUUUUAUUGGCAAGCCUUUUUUGGAAAUUGUGAAUCGUUGAUAUUUGGUUUUCGAACAGGUAAGCACCGAUGGAAUAGAAUUGAUCCUUAUCAUCUUUAUAAGAUAACAGAAAUGAAUGUGCAGGACAUGCCAAAAAAAGCAGCUGUGAAAUUGGAGAAUGAAACCUGGACUGUAGAAGAUGGGGAAAAAAACUUGUUAUCUUUGCUCACUCUUGUCAACAAGUUCGUCACUUCGGAUAAGGAUUGCUUUGUUUUCGAAAAAAAUGAAAUAUAUUCAUCUGGUUGGAUUGCGAAGCGAGAUAAGAAAAAAAUUGUUUCCAAAUUUCAAAGCGUGAUUAGAGAGAAACUUUGCACCGUGACUCGUCCUUCUAAAUUCCAAUAG
Caenorhabditis remanei is the source of this 906-nucleotide messenger RNA. RefSeq lists its product as uncharacterized. Bases 1 to 906 code for a protein of 301 amino acids. NCBI's taxonomy places the organism in Eukaryota, Metazoa, Nematoda, Chromadorea, Rhabditida, Rhabditidae. Gene Ontology annotation, cellular component: cytosol; nucleus. Gene Ontology annotation, biological process: NAD-cap decapping; nuclear-transcribed mRNA catabolic process. The transcript is spliced from 3 exons. The record is from RefSeq and is a predicted model, not a curated record. Gene Ontology annotation, molecular function: mRNA 5'-diphosphatase activity.